This is a messenger RNA of Melanaphis sacchari, 1164 nucleotides long. RefSeq lists its product as uncharacterized. The transcript is spliced from 3 exons. Bases 297 to 890 code for a protein of 197 amino acids. NCBI's taxonomy places the organism in Eukaryota, Metazoa, Arthropoda, Insecta, Hemiptera, Aphididae. The record is from RefSeq and is a predicted model, not a curated record.
AUGUCGAUGUACGCGUUUGGAAGGCAUUCGUUUCGGACGUAGCGAUCGCGUUCGAACGUCCUCUCCAUCAUACACGUCACAUUAUUAUUAUUAUUAUUAUUUCUUUCGUUUUAUAUACUGCAAAGUGGCACCUGACGCAUCAUAACGUCAUCAAACAUUGCUAUUGUCUUAAGCUGCGUCGAAGGUUGUUACCGGCAUCUCGUUUCUACGCAGUCGUUACCGUUCUCUCGUGUCGUUCGGUCAACAUAAUAUAAUAUCGUAUUUUCGACGUGGCUUUUCGUGUUGGCACGAGAAAAAUGUCACUCUCCAAGUGCGGUCUCACGAUUUUCGCGUGUGUCGCGAUAUUAGUAUUGCAGUCUGUAGUCGAUUCGAUUGACGCUUUACCGACCACAGAGCAAUCAUUGUCGCAGUCGUCCACACCGCUACCGCUGUCAUCACGAGAUACCGAAGAAGAAGUACUUGGCACGAGUGCUUUAACUACUACGUCAACCGAUGUAGUGGCUAGUGAUUAUGUGGUAAAGGAAACGUCUUUGGUUGAUAGUGAAAAAGGCCAUGUUCAUAAGCCUAUUAAAAAAAAGAAACCUUUGGGCAAGCACAAGAAGAAAAAGCAUUCAUUUAAGGAUAAAUUCUUGCCUCUUCUUUUAAUACCAUUUGUUAUUCAAACCAUGCUCAUACCAUUUUUCAUCAUGAAAUUGAAAUUGUUAGCUUUGAAAGCAAUGGCAGUGGGCAAGUUUGCAAUUCUGUUGAUCGUUUUUAAUAUGAUACGUAGUUGGUCACAAAAUGCACACAGUACUUCGAUCCGUGGCUCAACUGGGGAUUCAAUGCUCAUGGCUCAAAAUUACGGUUUCAGCGGUGUUCCGGAAUUUGGAGCAAUAUUUAAUGGCCGUUAGUAAUUGUCCAGCAGACAGUUUUUCUAAUGCUUAAUAAUUUAUUAAAUUUAUAAUGUAAUGCUCUCUGCACAUGUUCGAUAUCGGACGUAGUGCUAUAUUGACAUAAGACUAUUUAUGAACAAAAUCACCAAUGAUGUAUUAUAUAUUAUAUUAAUGAAUGUAAUAUCUCGUAAGGUACAUUACCUACAUUUUAUUAUAUAUUAUGUUAUCAUCAACCAUGACUCAAAAUUAGAUUCAAUGUAUGUUUUUUUUUGUGCCUUAUAUAUUAUAAUAU